Messenger RNA from Malurus melanocephalus (red-backed fairy wren), 1277 nucleotides. It is a transcript of the gene PTPN1, whose product is annotated as protein tyrosine phosphatase non-receptor type 1. The record is from RefSeq and is a predicted model, not a curated record. The transcript has 8 exons. Gene Ontology annotation, molecular function: protein tyrosine phosphatase activity. Lineage: Eukaryota; Metazoa; Chordata; Aves; Passeriformes; Maluridae. The coding region runs from base 111 to 1277 and encodes 388 amino acids. Gene Ontology annotation, biological process: protein dephosphorylation.
UGCGCAGUUCCGGCGGCAGCGGGAGGGCGGGGGCCGGGCAGAGCCGCCGCGGCCUCGGCAGCAGCUGCAGCCGGAGCUGCCGGAGCGGCGCGGGGGGCCAGGCCCCCGUCAUGGAGAUCGAGAAGGAGUUCCAGCGGCUCGACCAAGCCGCCAGCUGGGCCGCCAUCUACCAGGACAUCAGGCAUGAAGCCAGUGAUUUUCCAUGUAAAGUGGCCAAACAUCCCAGAAACAAAAAUAGAAAUAGGUACAGAGAUGUCAGCCCCUUUGAUCACAGUCGAAUUAAGCUAAACCAAGGUGAGAAUGACUAUAUCAAUGCUAGCUUGAUAAAAAUGGAAGAGGCCCAAAGGAGCUACAUCCUUACCCAGGGACCUUUGCCAAAUACUUGUGGUCACUUCUGGGAGAUGGUUUGGGAACAGAAAAGCCGUGGUGUUGUCAUGUUGAACAGAGUGAUGGAAAAGGGAUCUGUAAAGUGUGCACAGUACUGGCCACGGAAGGAGGAGAAAGAAAUGUUUUUUGAAGACACAAACUUGAAACUAACGUUGAUAUCUGAAGAUAUCAAAUCCUACUACACAGUACGACAGCUGGAAUUGGAAAACCUGAGUAGCCAGGAAACUCGGGAGAUUCUGCACUUUCACUACACCACCUGGCCCGACUUUGGCGUGCCGGAGUCGCCGGCGUCGUUCCUGAAUUUCCUCUUCAAGGUGCGGGAGUCGGGCUCGCUGAGCCCCGGGCACGGCCCCGUGGUGGUGCACUGCAGCGCUGGCAUCGGCCGCUCGGGCACCUUCUGCCUGGUGGACACCUGUCUGCUGCUGAUGGACAAACGGAAAGAUCCUUCUUCUGUGGAUGUAAAGCAGGUUCUCCUGGAAAUGAGGAARUACAGGAUGGGGCUCAUCCAGACUGCAGAUCAGCUGCGCUUCUCCUACUUAGCUGUCAUUGAAGGGGCAAAAUUCAUCAUGGGAGAUGCUUCAGUGCAAGUGAGUGCUCCUCAAAGCUCCCAGGGAAUUGCAGCCAGGGGGUGGGAGGAGCAGGAUGGAAAGAAGCUUCAGAUUUGGUGCUUGCUUCAGCUUCACAUUAGUCACGACACUGAAAUCCGGAGGAGAACUGUUGGGGACACCCCGCGCCUCUCACCCCACCACGACGAGCCCGGCAAGGCAGAAAGCCCCGAGGAGGAGGAUGACAACGUGGUGACCACUUGGAAACCCUUCCUAGUGAAUAUCUGCAUGUUCACCUUCCUGACAGCAGGAGCUUAUCUCUGCUACAGGGUGUGUUUCCACUGA